Molecule: messenger RNA, 507 nt
Organism: Jatropha curcas
Lineage: Eukaryota; Viridiplantae; Streptophyta; Magnoliopsida; Malpighiales; Euphorbiaceae
Source: the annotation of a RefSeq genome assembly
AUGCCUAGAUCCCGGACAACUGGAAAUUUUAUUGAUAAGACCUUUUCAAUUGUAGCCAAUAUCUUAUUACGAAUAAUUCCAACAACUUCGGGAGAAAAAGAGGCAUUUACUUAUUACAGAGAUGGUGUGAUGUCUGCUCAAUCCGAAGGAAAUUAUGCAGAAGCUUUACAGAAUUAUUAUGAAGCUUUGCGGCUAGAAAUUGAUCCCUAUGAUCGAAGUUAUAUACUCUAUAAUAUAGGCCUUAUUCACACAAGUAAUGGAGAACACACAAAAGCUUUGGAAUAUUAUUUUCGGGCACUAGAACGAAACCCCUUCUUACCACAAGCUUUAAAUAAUAUGGCCGUGAUCUGUCAUUACGGAGAACAGGCCAUUCGGCAGGGAGAUUCUGAAAUUGCGGAAGCUUGGUUCGAUCAAGCCGCGGAGUAUUGGAAACAAGCUAUAGCGCUUACUCCCGGAAAUUAUAUUGAAGCGCAGAAUUGGUUGAAGAUCACAAGGCGUUUCGAAUAA